GCGCGCUCAUAAAUUACAGCGCAGCCCGGACUUCGCGAGCGCAGCGCCCGAGCUGAGGCUAGAAGGCAGGCGGCGACAUGAGCUCGGCGCCCGCGUUCCUGAGUGCGGCCGAGGUGGAGAGCCACCUCCGCAGCUCCAGCCAACUCAUCCCGCCUCUGGAAGCGGCUCUGGCCAACUUCUCCAGCGGCCCCGAUGGCGGGGUGGUGCAGCCGGUGCGCACCGUGGUGCCAGUGGCCAACCACCGGGGCUUCCUGGGCGUCAUGCCCGCCUACAGUGCAGCUGAGGACGCGCUAACCACCAAGCUGGUCACCUUCUACGAGGGUCACAGCACCACCUCCACUGUCCCUUCCCAUCAGGCCACCGUGCUACUCUUCGAGCCCAGCAAUGGAUCCCUGCUGGCGGUCAUGGAUGGAAAUGUUAUAACUGCAAAAAGGACGGCUGCUGUUUCUGCCAUUGCCACCAAGUAUUUGAAACCCCCCAACAGUGAAGUUUUAUGCAUCCUGGGGGCUGGAGUCCAGGCCUCCAGCCACUAUGAGAUCUUCAAAGAGCAGUUCUCCUUUAAGGAGGUGAGGAUAUGGAACCGUACAAAGGAAAAUGCAGAGAAGUUUGCAAACACUGUGCAAGGUGCAGUCCGGGUCUGUUCAUCCGUCCAGGAGGCUGUCACAGGAGCAGAUGUGAUCAUCACGGUCACCCUGGCAACAGAGCCCAUUUUAUUUGGUCAGUGGGUGAAGCAGGGGGCUCAUAUCAAUGCCAUUGGAGCCAGCAGACCCGACUGGAGAGAACUGGAUGAUGAGCUCAUGAAACAGGCGGUGCUGUAUGUGGACUCCCGGGAGGCCGCCCUAAAGGAGUCGGGGGAUGUUUUGUUGUCAGGGGCAGAGAUCUUUGCUGAGCUGGGAGAAGUGGUGAAGGGCGUGAAGCCAGCCCAGUGUGAGAAGACCACGGUGUUCAAGUCUUUGGGCAUGGCAGUGGAGGACACAGUUGCAGCCAAACUCGUUUAUGAAUCCUGGUCAUCUGGUAAAUAA
This is a messenger RNA of Elephantulus edwardii (Cape elephant shrew), 1022 nucleotides long. RefSeq names its product crystallin, mu (gene CRYM). Gene Ontology annotation, molecular function: thyroid hormone binding. Gene Ontology annotation, biological process: thyroid hormone metabolic process. The transcript is spliced from 8 exons. Gene Ontology annotation, cellular component: cytoplasm. Lineage: Eukaryota; Metazoa; Chordata; Mammalia; Macroscelidea; Macroscelididae. Bases 78 to 1022 code for a protein of 314 amino acids. The record is from RefSeq and is a predicted model, not a curated record.